Xenia sp. Carnegie-2017 is the source of this 747-nucleotide messenger RNA. RefSeq names its product enhancer of rudimentary homolog. Bases 135 to 440 code for a protein of 101 amino acids. The transcript has 4 exons. The record is from RefSeq and is a predicted model, not a curated record. Lineage: Eukaryota; Metazoa; Cnidaria; Anthozoa; Malacalcyonacea; Xeniidae.
UAUCAACAAUUUGUAAAAUUAGACUCCAUCAACGCAUUCUAAAGAUAAAAUUUAUACAAACGUUUUUUCAAUAUUUACCAGUGGUCAUCUUUAAUCUAUUGAAUUCUUUGUGGUUGUCUCAGUUUAUAAUCAUUAUGCCACAUACCAUCUUAUUGAUUCAGCCUAAUCGCCAAGAAAGUCGGACAUAUGCAGAUUAUGAAGAACUUGAAGAUUGUAUGGAAGGUGUAUGUAAAAUUUAUGAAGAGCAUUUAAAAAGAUCCAAUCCUGACAGUCCUUCCAUUACUUAUGACAUAAGUCAACUGUUUGACUUUAUUGACUCAUUGCAAGACGUUGUUUGUCUUUGUUUGGACAUAAAAAGUGGAAAUUAUGAACCACAUGAUAAAGAAUGGGUGAAGGAACAAAUAUAUUCAAUGUUAAGGAAACAGGCGGGAAAGAAUUGAUUUUCUGUCAUUGCAUUGAAGAUUUCGUUGUGUUAUGUGGGAAAAACGUUUGAUCAUAGUAAUAACAAUAGAAACAAUUUGUUUAUUCAUUAAAGUAGUACUUGCAUGAAACUUACUGUGUACAAAAUGUUUAUGAUUUUGAUGGUCUCCCUUUAAGAAAGUAAAAUGUACAUAAUGCAUUUGGGGGAGUUUUUUUUUAUUUUUUACUUUGUGUUUAAUGUGUUAUAAAUAGCAAUGUUAAAUGUAGAGUUUGUUAUUUGAUGUAUUUUUUCCAGAUAAAUAUUUUGGAACAUUGGAGAGUAUGCUA